UUCCUGUCAGCGUCCUGGAAGGUAUCAGGACCAAGGUUCAGUUUUUUUUUAGUUAGUUAGUUCUUACGAGUUUGAGUGCGCGUCAAGGACUCUCUUAAGGAGACUUUGUAUAAAAAACGUUUUAUUUUGGAUUUUAAAUAGUUCAGUGAUUCAAUAAAAAAUGUUUCAUCCAAGACAAGGAGGUUCAAGUGUGAACCACCAAAACAUGCAACAUCACGGUUUACACCACCAAUGGUACCAAGCCUAUCAUCACCAAGGAGGUUUCGCUCAGGCCGAAGAAAACGGAUGGCACCAUCAUCAUAUAACACCGCAUAUUUAUCCACCGUCACCGGAUAUAAACGAUUUUCUUCAAGGAAAUUUGGUACAUAAUUUCCAACAAGGAUACCCAAUGGUUCAACCACCGUCGCAACAUCAUCAACGCGUUUCAUAUCCAGUUGAUAUGCAAACGCAUGUUUCCGGCGGCGAAGUUCCGCAAAUGCCAUCACCUAUUUCCGGGAGCGAUUUAUCCAGUCCGGGAUUAAAUCCGGGUGAAAUGUCACCACAAGCUCCUUCUUCUCAUACUGUUAAUCGACCACCACCCGUUCGAAGCCCGUAUGAAUGGAUUAAGAAGAAUUCUUAUCAAAAUCAACCUAAUCCUGUUUUAGGCAAAACGCGAACAAAAGAUAAAUACAGGGUGGUUUACACGGAUCAUCAACGAGUUGAAUUAGAAAAAGAAUUUUAUUUCAGUCGUUACAUAACGAUAAGAAAAAAAUCCGAGUUAGCGUUAACGCUUGGUUUAUCAGAACGCCAAGUGAAAAUUUGGUUUCAAAAUCGCCGGGCGAAAGAACGCAAGCAGACGAAGAAAAGGCAAGAAAUGGCGAUGACUAAAGAUCCGUUAGAUAUCAGUCUCGAACAACAACAACAACAACAAACAUCGACGAUCUUAAACCACGCGGUUUCUCCGAAUCAAGGUAUUUCGUUGAUGUGACAAGAGGAGUGUGAUGGUUACAGGAUGGACUUUCCAAAUGCGGAAGAAACCCUGUUUAAUUUGUGAUUGUCGAGUUUAUAGUUUUUUUUCGCGUUUUGUACAUAAAUGAAAUAACGGUUAAUUUUUUUAUUAAGAAACAAUGAAGUGGAACAGUGCAAUCGAGUGAUGAAAAAAAAAAUUAAAAAUUAAGUUAUAUUUAUUGUUAACAUGGAAUUUUAAAUAUAAACUUAAAUAAGUAUUAAAUUUUCCAGAACCGCGAUUGACUAUUUAACUACUUCGUUUUUACGCUUUACUGUGAGAUUAUAGACGUUUUUAGAUUAUUUAUGACGCCUUGUAUUUUAACAAGAAGAUGAAAUUAAUUUUAUUAUUAAUUAUAAAUAGAAUUGUACACCAAAUCCUUCCCCGUACUACGUUACUUAUGAGAAAUCUUAGACAGAAUCGAUCAGUUUCCGUGCCUUUUAAAUCCGUUAUUUUCUGGAAAACGACGGAUUUUAUAGUGCUUUCUCCAUAAGUAACUCUCGAUGGAUACGCUAUGGUUUCAGGCGUUAAAUAUUUAAGAGCAAAACAAUAUAGAUAAUAAUUUAAAAAGA
Molecule: messenger RNA, 1557 nt
Organism: Onthophagus taurus
Lineage: Eukaryota; Metazoa; Arthropoda; Insecta; Coleoptera; Scarabaeidae
Source: RefSeq, a predicted model, not a curated record